AUGGACAACACCACUCCCGCUAUAAACACUGACAGAAACUCCACCGAUGGUCAGCUACUAACCAUGAUGCCGAAGAGCUCGCUGGAGGUCCAGGUGGCCACCAUAACCCUGACCCUGCUCAUCUGUGGGGUGGGAAUCGCUGGGAACGUCAUGGUGGUUCUGGUGGUGGUCCGCAGCAAGCGCAUGAGGACCGCCACAAACUGCUACCUGGUGAGUCUUGCCGUGGCCGAUCUGACCGUGCUGUUGGCAGCUGGGUUACCAAACAUCUCUGAAGUUGUUGCUUCAUGGAUCUACGGUUACGCCGGGUGCCUGUGCAUCACUUACCUGCAGUACCUGGGCAUCAAUGUGUCAUCUUGUUCCAUAACAGCCUUCACAGUCGAGCGCUACAUCGCCAUCUGCCACUCCAUCAAAGCCAAGUUCAUCUGCACCGUGUCGCGGGCCAAGAAGAUCAUCGCUUGCGUUUGGAUCUUCACGUCUCUGUACUGUCUCAUGUGGUUUUUCCUUGUGGAUACGAAGGAGAUGGUCUAUGCCAAUGGCAUUGUGGUGAGGUGCGGCUACCGGGUGUCUAGGAAUCUCUACAUGCCUAUCUACUUCCUAGACUUCGCCUUGUUUUAUGUCGUUCCUCUCGUUGUUGCUUCUGUCCUCUACGGUCUGAUCGCAAGAGUCUUGUUUAGAAACCCGUUGCCAACAAACCUCUCGGAGCAGCAGAACUCGGUGAAGGUGUCCAGUCAACGAAGCAGAAAACAGGUGACACAGAUGUUGGCUGUGGUUGUGGUCUUGUUCGCUCUUCUCUGGAUGCCCUAUCGGACUCUAGUGGUGGUGAACUCCUACAUGGAUCCGCCGUACCUCAACACCUGGUUCCUGCUCUUCUGUCGCAUGUGCAUUUACACAAACAGUGCCAUCAACCCGGUCAUAUACAACGCCAUGUCCCAGAAGUUCCGUGCUGCAUUUCAACGACUCUGUCACUGUCAAAGCAGUUCAGAACAGCGACAACCAGGGAGAUGCACCAGACCGGUCUACUACAGCACCAUUAAAGAUGUAUCCGAUGAAAACCGAGUGGAUAGGACUGAGCAGAAACACACUAGCGUGAAGAGAGUGGAGACCGGCAUGUUUAGCAUUGCUUGAUCUGAGCAUGUCAGAGAGAACAUUAAGUUAAUUAAUCUUAUGAUCUGUGAGCCUUAUUUUUUUG
This is a messenger RNA of Xyrauchen texanus (razorback sucker), 1189 nucleotides long. Its product is annotated as thyrotropin-releasing hormone receptor. Gene Ontology annotation, molecular function: thyrotropin-releasing hormone receptor activity. The transcript has 2 exons. The record is from RefSeq and is a predicted model, not a curated record. Bases 1 to 1125 code for a protein of 374 amino acids. Lineage: Eukaryota; Metazoa; Chordata; Actinopteri; Cypriniformes; Catostomidae. Gene Ontology annotation, biological process: phospholipase C-activating G protein-coupled receptor signaling pathway. Gene Ontology annotation, cellular component: membrane.